Messenger RNA from Canis lupus familiaris (dog), 9444 nucleotides. It is a transcript of the gene PRICKLE2, whose product is annotated as prickle planar cell polarity protein 2. Bases 1666 to 4203 code for a protein of 845 amino acids. The record is from RefSeq and is a predicted model, not a curated record. Gene Ontology annotation, molecular function: zinc ion binding. The transcript is spliced from 8 exons. Lineage: Eukaryota; Metazoa; Chordata; Mammalia; Carnivora; Canidae.
UUCAACACUUAAUCGCACUAGAACAUGAGCUAGGAGAGAUCAAACUGUAUAUCUAUACCUAGUCCUUAGAACAGUGCACGGCACAGAGUAGAUGCUCGCAGAUAUUCCUUGAAUGAAGGGAUGGGACAGAUGAAAAUAUUGAAGACCCCAAGAGUUAAGUUACUAGUGCAGGGUCACAUCACUUGCAGAAAAUUGAAAUCAGGAUUCAAACCCAGGAGUCCCCAGCUCUGUGGCGUGCCUUCUUCAUGAUUGCUUGGCUAGGCCUGUGUUGUAGGAGUGAAUGGGAUAUAUUAGAGACCCAAAGGUGUCUAACAAAGCUGCAGUCUGAGAUUCAGGAAAUGUGGGUUCUAUCCUAUCCUUCCUGAAGUCCCAGUAUGAUUGUGGGGGGAAAAAAAAAAAAACAUGCUCUCUAAGGGUCCUCAAAUGGCCCUGGACCGGUUUAUGCUUUGUCAUCUCUUAUACUCAGGAGGAGCUAGGGUCAGGGCUUGGAGGGAGGGAAUGACUAAGUCAUCACCCAAGCACCUGAGGAAAGUAGUCUUGUGUUUUAUUUCCAGCGUGCACAAAAAUUCGAGGAGGAUGACGUAGUCUCCAGCCAGCAAACACCCAGAAAUAAAAGUUAAAGAGAGAAAAGAAAGUACAGGCAUUCGAAGACUCCACACAGUUUUGGGGGAGGAAAGGAAAAAAAAAAAAAAAAAGAGCUUGGAUUCCACUCCUGGGUUAGUGCAACAUAUAAUCUAAAACAGGCGCUCAGGUUGAGAACUGUGCCCAGAUCCGAUCCCCAACACAUAAGAGCACAGCCUUGAAAAAGAAAAAAGAAAAAAAGAAAAAAAAAAAACCCAGGCAUAUAUCUUUAAAGCCUCUGUUCUUACGUGUGAUAUUUUUAUGCUCCUUCGGAGGUAGCAGAGCUGGGGCCUUUGCAUCCCGAGAAGGCUUUCUUCCCCUCUCCCCGGCUUGGGGAUUAUUGAUUUGGAAGGAGGCUAAUUUCCAUGUAAAUAAAGCUCGGUGCUGGGCAGUGGGACGGGAUGUCCAGAUGCGGUGACUGACUAGCUGACGUCACGGCUUCAUUAGCAUGCGGAGGAUGCGGGCACUGCAACAGCGGCUUCUCAGGCACCACCAGCCUCUCCGACGACAGUUAAUAUUAUUUUUUUGGCCGAGCCGCACAUUUCCUGGUUCGGUGUCUCGGGCUCUGCGACCUGCCGACGGGUCGCCCCGGGUCUGGCUCGGCAUCAGUUGGUGACGCUGACUCUGGGGUCUGUGACUUCCUGCAGAUUGACAAGCUGGGUUCUCAGGAAGGCAAUCCGGAGCCAGAGGAAGGGCAGAAGUCACACUUUUUUUUUUUUUUUUUUCCUUGCUCGGUGGGUGCCCAGCAGGGUCUCCAUCCAGCAGUGCUUGUUUUCCAUGAGUGCACGCAGAGCAGCUCCGCCUUGAGCCUGCUUCUGGCUUGGGAAGGGUCUAGGUUUUGAGAAGGGUUUCCAGAAGAAGAUGCUUUGGCUGCCUGCGGUCCUGCUUGCGUUCUUAGAAGCCGGACCUGGGGAGAAAGUGAACUGUGGCAACUGACAAGCUUAGAGGGUCUGGUGGAAGCUUCCCUCUCCACCCGGAAACUGGGCAUUUUAUCCUCCCCAGAGGAAGAUCUGCCUACACUGCAAGUGCCCUCAGGAGGAGCACAUGGUGACAGUGAUGCCCCUAGAGAUGGAGAAGACUGUCAGCAAACUCAUGUUUGACUUCCAGAGGAACUCCACAUCAGAUGACGACUCGGGCUGUGCCUUGGAGGAGUACGCUUGGAUCCCGCCGGGGCUGAAGCCUGAACAGGUUCACCAGUACUACAGCUGUCUUCCAGAAGAGAAGGUUCCUUAUGUCAACAGUCCUGGAGAGAAGCUACGGAUCAAGCAGCUACUACAUCAGCUGCCGCCACAUGACAAUGAGGUUCGAUAUUGCAACUCCCUGGAUGAAGAAGAGAAGAGGGAGCUAAAGCUCUUCAGCAACCAGAGAAAACGUGAAAACUUGGGUCGAGGGAAUGUCAGGCCCUUCCCAGUCACGAUGACAGGGGCUAUCUGUGAACAGUGCGGAGGCCAGAUUAACGGCGGGGACAUCGCUGUGUUUGCGUCGCGCGCCGGCCACGGUGUUUGCUGGCACCCACCGUGCUUCAUAUGCACUGUCUGCAACGAGCUGCUGGUGGACUUGAUCUACUUCUACCAAGAUGGGAAGAUAUACUGUGGCAGGCACCACGCCGAGUGCCUGAAGCCGCGCUGCGCAGCCUGCGACGAGAUCAUCUUUGCAGAUGAAUGCACAGAAGCCGAGGGACGCCACUGGCACAUGAAACACUUCUGCUGCUUUGAGUGCGAGACCGUGCUUGGUGGCCAGCGCUACAUCAUGAAAGAGGGAAGGCCCUACUGUUGUCACUGCUUCGAGUCCUUGUAUGCAGAAUACUGCGACACCUGUGCCCAACACAUAGGGAUUGACCAGGGUCAGAUGACCUACGACGGCCAACACUGGCAUGCCACCGAGACCUGUUUCUGCUGUGCUCACUGCAAGAAAUCCCUCCUGGGGCGGCCAUUCCUCCCAAAGCAGGGCCAGAUAUUCUGCUCGCGGGCCUGCAGUGCCGGGGAGGACCCCAACGGCUCUGACUCAUCUGAUUCGGCUUUCCAGAAUGCCAGGGCCAAGGAGUCCCGGCGCAGUGCCAAAAUCGGCAAGAACAAGGGCAAGGCAGAGGAGCCCAUGCUGAACCAGCACAGCCAGCUGCAGGUGAGUUCCAACCGGCUGUCGGCCGACGUGGACCCCCUGUCGCUGCAGAUGGACCUGCUCAGCUUGUCCAGCCAGACGCCCAGCCUCAACCGGGACCCCAUUUGGAGGAGCCGGGAUGAGCCCUACCAUUAUGGGAACAAGAUGGAGCAGAACCAGUCCCAGAGUCCUCUGCAGCUUCUCAGCCAGUGCAACAUCAGAACGUCCUACAGUCCGGGAGGGCAGGGGGCCGGGGCCCAGUCCGACAUGUGGGGCAAGCACUUCAGCAACCCCAAAAGGAGCUCAUCACUGGCCAUGAAGGGGCACGGUGGUAGCUUCAUGAAGGAAUGCCGAGAGGACUAUUACCCUGGAAGGUUGAGAUCCCAGGAGAGCUACAGCGAUAUGUCCAGUCAGAGCUUCAGUGAAACCCGAGGCAACAUCCCAGUCCCCAAAUAUGAGGAGGAGGAAGAGGAGGAGGAAGGAGGCAUAUCCACUCAGCAGUGUCGGACCCGCCAUCCGAUCAGUUCCCUGAAAUAUACUGAGAACAUGACGCCCACCGAGCAGACCCCUCCAGGCUCCAUGGAAUCACUGGCCCUGUCUAAUGCCACAGGCCUGUCCGCAGACGGCGGCGCCAAGCGCCAGGAGCACCUGUCCCGCUUUUCCAUGCCUGACCUCAGCAAAGACUCUGGAAUGAACGUCUCGGAGAAGCUGAGCAACAUGGGCACGCUGAACUCGUCCAUGCAGUUCCGCAGCGCAGAGUCGGUCCGCAGCCUGCUCUCGGCGCAGCAGUACCAGGAGAUGGAGGGGAACCUGCACCAGCUGGGCAACCCCAUCGGCUACAGAGACCUGCAGGCCCACGGGAGGCUGCACCAGAGCUUUGAUUUCGAUGGGGGCAUGGCGGGCGGCAAGCUGCCCGGGCAGGAGGGCCUGAGGAUCCAGCCCCUGAGCGAGCGCACGCGGCGGCGGAGUGUCUCCCGCGACGACGGCCGCCGCCCCCGGCCUCACCGCUCCCGGCGCUCCCGGCGCUCCCGCUCCGACAACGCCCUGCACCUGGCCAGCGAGCGCGAGGCCCUGUCUCGGUUGAAAGAAAGGCCCCCGCUCCGAGCCCGGGAGGACUACGACCAGUUCCUGCGCCAGCGGAGCUUCCAGGAGAGCCUGGGCCAGGGGUCCCGGAGGGACCUGUACGGCCAGUGCCCGAGAACCGUGUCGGACCUGGCCCUGCAGAACGCCUUUGGGGAGCGAUGGGGACCCUACUUCACCGAGUACGAUUGGUGCUCCACGUGCUCCUCCUCCUCGGAGUCCGACAACGAGGGCUAUUUCCUAGGAGAACCCAUCCCCCAGCCGGCCCGCCUGCGAUAUGUCACGAGCGAUGAGCUGUUGCACAAAUACAGCUCCUACGGCCUCCCCAAGUCCUCCACGUUAGGGGGCAGGGGACAGUUGCACAGCAGGAAAAGACAGAAGAGCAAAAACUGCAUCAUCUCUUAAUAGGAUGGGGGUCAGGGGAAUGGGGGGAAGAUGGGAGCUGAGAAUGUACGUGGAGAAACUUGCACUGUUUUAAGUCCUAAAGCGCUUUUGGGGGGGUGGUUGCUGGAGGAGACAGAGGGAAAUGCUGGCGGUCGUGGAGGCAAGGUUAUAUAGACUGACUCAAUAGGUAGUCACAGUUCUCGGCAUGUUGAAUAUUAUUUGCACAUUUCACUUUGGAAACGCUCUAGACUCUGUGGAGGCCAGGGUUGGUCACCUCCUUCCCUUCCCGUAAGUCUGUGUUGAGUCGCCUUUUCGCAAGAUGGCAAACUGUUUUCCCCGCUCGCUUAUAUCCUCUCUGGUUCUCUUACUUUUAGGGCCCCCCCUUUUUUUUCUUUUUCCAGUAAGUAAUUUGUUUAUUAGCCAGGACCCCAGACUAAGUUAUUUACAUGUCCAUUGUAAAUGCAAUGUAAAUGAGAGUUCUGAUAAAAUAUUUUUGUAUUUUGUAAUAUCAAAGGAAUUUCUAUAUCGUAGGACUCAGUGAAGACUUGCAUGCACAUCCAGCGUCGUCUUUGAGUAGUACUCACAGGUGGUCCAGGACCGCCUUUUUUUUUUUUUUUUCUUUUUCUUUUUUCUAUACAAAUUUGUUACAUGUCAGUGAGACCUUUUUUCAAAGGAGUUUAUUCAAUUUGGCUUUUUGUGGCUAAAAAAAAAAGUAUUAUUACACCCAAAGCAUUUUAUGCUCCAUUCCAUCUUAAGGAGACAUCCUUAAGUCUGCUCCCACCCUUGGUAGAAUUUCUUCCCUACAAAGUGAUAGUAAUUUUUUUUUUUAAUUGCAAACGUUAACUUUUGCCAAUUAGAGAAACCAACCAGUGUCCGUAAAGUCCCGUGAGCAACAAUGCUGUCCCCACUAGGAAUGUGGAAGUUGCUCACUCUUGAUCUGUCCCUUGGGGAAAAUGAAAGUGACUGUGAGUGGUACCCGUCGUGUGAUGUCAGCAUGACGUUGCUUUGAGUGUGGCAUUAUUUUCUGGUGCUCAUGUUUCCUGGAUUAUAUUAUCUGCUUUCCUUUACCAAGGCAGACGGAACAGCUGCCUUAGCCUGACAACCGGUUGUCCUCAGUGCAAAUGAACUGAAGCUGUAGACAUUUAAGGACAGAAGGUUCUGUGGGGCUCUGGGAGUGAUGGGGUGUCCUAGGUUGUACGUCAUGCGGGGAGAAGGACCGAGGAAAUUGGAAAGCGGGAGGCAGGUCAAGCGUAGAGGCUGAAGGGGAAGGUCAGAGCAAAGAAGUACUUCUGGAGAUGCAGUAGAGUGGAAGUGACUGCCACCUUGAAGAACGCCCCCCACCCCACCCCAGUGCUUGUGGAAAGAGUCCAGUUUAACACACCCCACAACCAGAGUGUCUGGGUAACCCAGGAAAGGGAGCUGCUCAGGAGAUUUCAGGGUAAUGACCUUGAAAAAUAAAUGCUAUUCAGAGGGGGAUUUCCAUGUUGAACUUUGGGGACUGUUGGUCAGACAGAAAAUGGGCUCAAAAAAAGUGAGUUUGCUUGAAGAAGACAUUUAACGGUUGUGUUGUUUAUAGUAAAAUAAAACUUCCUACCUUGCUUCAGUUCCGAAUGAAGCGCUUGCUUUUUGUUCCAUUCUCCUCCUCCCUUUAAUGGAUUGUGGCAGUAGAAAUAAUCCAUCGGAGGACCCACCUUUAGUGAGAUGUACUGUUGAUGUAGUACACGGUGUAUCUCAGUGGCCAUCUGCCAUGGUGAGGUGAGCGUGGUCUCUUUUCAGUAUAGUAGUUAAUAUUUUCUAGUAUUUUUUUAUGGAGAGAAUGUGAAAAGUGGCUUUUCAGACACCAUCCCAAAUGGGUCUGGGGAAAAGAAGGCUGUAAAGGACGUGAAAAUGGCACUCCAUUCAGGAUGUAUUAAAAUAAUUUGCUUUUCAGGUAUUAAUAUGACAUUUGUCAUUGUCACUGAUUUUUUAAAAAAAAGCAAUGCAAAUGUUGGUUGUGGCUGUUUUCCGCAUGCUAUCUUCAUAUCUAAAUGCUUCAUUAAUUAUCCAAGCCUCCGGAGAAUUAACUCUAUUACGUUUGUAUAGUAAGUUUGUAAACUGCUUGGCAAAAAACCGAUUAAGAAAUAAUGUGCAACACCAUGCUACUGAAGUGGCAGGUUUCUGGUAGAAAUCGGGCGAGUCCAAUUUGGAGUUUCGAGUUCCUUGAUUGAUUGAGAAUAAAAAAAGGCAUUCUGGAAAAAGAAAAGAGAGACAAAAGUAGAUCGCUUAACAUAGCAAAAAAGCUGAAAAUAAUGUCUAUCCUCUGCGGCCUGGAAUCCAUUGAAAGAAAUUCUCCUGGUAAAAGCUGCUUUCUAACUCCAUCCUUUUCAAAAGUUCCUCUUACUUUCCCCAGAUGAGGCUUGAGCCACUAUCAGCAGAAAGAAGAGGGUGGCCGGAAGUCCACAAGUAGCCACAUCCCAUGAAGCGAUGGGAGGAAGAAGCGAUUUCAGAGCUAGCUGCCCAGGGAGCAUCCGGCCGCUGAACUGGCCAGAGCUUGAAGCAUAGUGAGAUGCGAGCCUCAGGGUCGCACCGUCUAGAAACAAGAUCACCUCCACGUGUUUCACCGCUGCUUCUCCCCACCCCACGUGCAGCCAGGCACCUUACAGACAAUGCCCGUGAGGACGGUCCAAUCGCCACAAAGCUGAUGGGACCUCCCAGUGAAGGCCCUGGAGAGAGCAGGAUGUCAUUGUUUUAGGAAGUCCAGCUGUUAAUGAUAGCUUACACCUAGCAUCACAGAAUCCCGUUCCCUAAAACUCAAUGCGUUCUCUUCUGAGGCAAGAGCUUAAUUAAGGUCGUUACCUGAUUCCUCCGUCAUGACCACGAGCUCUUCCUUGUCAAGUUUGGCCUGUGAGUGGGGCUUACACUCACCUCUUCCUGGAUCAUCAUUUCAUGUUUGAUAGACUGUUCUAGAAAAGCAAUCUUUUGCUAGUUUCCUCUCAUCUCUAAUGCCUUGGGUUUGCUUUUCCUACCUCUCUUCAUAUUGGUCUUCUAGUCUUUUGGUUAAAACCACGGCUUUGGAGUUCAGUUCAUUUCCUCUCGCUGCCCUCAAUUCAGUGGCAGCAGAACUGGCUCUUUCCCAGGAAGAAGUAGCCACCAUCCAUCUCCUGAAAGGCACUGCCAAUUCAUACAACCCUUGAUACCGGGAACAGGUUUCCUAGCAGUCUGGUGGCAUUGAGUGUGGCAUUCAGGUAACCCUUCCUUCUGUCAUGUAGUUCCGGGAUCUCUAUCAAGUGUGAAGGUGAGUGGGGUGAGACCAUGCUUCCUGGUCCUGUGCAGGUUCAAGACGGGUGGAAUUCCUAGUGUUGCUUGUUUGAUGCCUUCUUUCUACAUUCACCUUCUCAUCUCUCAUUCUUCCUUUCUGCCCUCAGCCAGCCCAGGGAACAGGCAAUUUUGUAUUUGCAAUAGGGGAUCAGAAGGCAGCUCUUUCUCAUCCUCUUGUCCCAUUCUGUGGCAUGCUUUUGCACUGCAACAAAUGAUCAUUCCUUCUCCUACGGUGGCUUUCCACUUCUUGGGUACCACUCGCCAUUGCUGAGUUCAGAAGCAGCCGGUGAUGACAUGUAUGUUGCACAUGCUCUGCUAUCCCUGAUAGCCCGGCAGAUAAAACCAAUUUGUCACUGUACACCUUCCCAGGGAGCACGGAUGCAGCUUCAGAAAUCCUUGUGACACUCCCACUGGCUAGGAUCAGUCGAUCAGAACUGAGGUUAUUUGAUAACAAAUCUCAUUUGUGAACUGAUUUUUGUCUUUCCAUCUUUUGCCAUUGGCCCCAAACAGUACACCAACUUUUUAGGAAGCAUCGUUCAUAAAUGACUGUGAGUUCAUUUAAGUUAUUAAGUGACUGCCCAGUUCCUUUGUGGAUGCUAAAAGUGGAGGCUGACUUCUUUAAGCAAAACAAAGACAAAUCUCUGGCCUCCUUUUGCAUUCCCGUGUUCUUGGCCAAUCAUUACAGGCAGCCUUCUGUUCAUCCUUUUGCAGAGGUCAAAUAAGAGGCCAUCUUAUUCUUCAUCUAAUCCCACCUUCUAACAAGAAAUAACACAAAUAUUUAAAUUCCAAGGAGAAGUGCUCUUUGUAUGUUUCUGUCUAACAGAAACCAGAUGCUAAAUGCCUAAGGAGGAGAAUCUAUCUAUGACAAAGGAAAGUGGGAAAUAAAACCAGUUAUCUGAAUAUUCCAUGCCAGGAGAGUUGCUAUUAGCAACCGUUUAGCACCUUCAAGGCUUUGAAAUGGGCUCUAUGGACAGCCCUCCAGCUGCUGGACUCAGCUAAGCCUCCCCUCCUGAUUUUGAAGGCAGUCACAGAUUGCCGCCUUUUGAGAUACAGCUCUCAAAGCUCAAGGGAAGCAGAAAUGAAAACAGCUUUGCCUUGGUCCUAUGGGGGCAUCAGCAGACACUGGGGCUUGUUUGACCACUUGGAAGUAGUUGUCAAGGGUUAGGACCAAGAAAGGAUUGGAUUCCUUUUCCAUUUUCUCAUAAUAGUAGCCCAGUCAACACAAGACUGCCAUAAACCAUGACUCACUAUUGGGAGCUAUACUCUUUUAUAAGCUUACUUCCUGCUGACAAAACUAGCUUUCCCCAAAGGGGAAUAAAAAAAAAAAGGAGGGAGGAAAGUCAAGCAGUGUAGGAAAACAUUUCUGGUGAUUUAGAUAUGAUGGAUCUGUAGGAUAGAAAAAAAAAAUUGUUCUAUCCUGAGAGUUUUUGGAGACAUCCCUUCACCCUACUGGGCAUUUGGCCAUUCGUGUUCAAUAGGUCACUGACCCACGUUUUAAAAAAUUUUUGGAGAGUUUUACCCACUAGUAGGAUCUGUUCUCCAGCCUCUCUAGUUGAUAUUUAUGUGUUUCCAGAGAGCAUUUUGGUUCUACCAUGGACCCUGACUUAACAUUCUAAGGUCUAUGAGUCUUUCAUUUUCCUUAGCAAAUUAGGACUUUGGCAGUUUUCCCUCUCCUAAACACAUUCUUUCCUGUACAGGAUUGCUCUGCCCAUCUCCUGCUUUAACUCCAAGUGCAUAAACAAAACCUCAGAGGGUCUGAGAAGGUGAGGCAGGCCAGACUCUGUUUUGUGUGUCGAGUGUCAAGCUAUUUGUAAAGAAGGUCUGCAAUGGGCCUUUGGUGUGGGCUCUGCCAGAGACUGUUGUGAACACUUUGCUUGAGAUCCGUGCCCUGUAAAAUGGAUAUGUUUUACUGAUGUCUGUAAUACAUUUGUAAACUUCCAAUAAAAUUUGAAUAAAAGAAAUGUU